This is a messenger RNA of Nyctereutes procyonoides (raccoon dog), 1129 nucleotides long. RefSeq names its product jagunal homolog 1 (gene JAGN1). The record is from RefSeq and is a predicted model, not a curated record. The transcript is spliced from 2 exons. The coding region runs from base 94 to 645 and encodes 183 amino acids. Gene Ontology annotation, biological process: vesicle-mediated transport; endoplasmic reticulum organization; granulocyte colony-stimulating factor signaling pathway. Gene Ontology annotation, cellular component: endoplasmic reticulum membrane. Lineage: Eukaryota; Metazoa; Chordata; Mammalia; Carnivora; Canidae.
AGCUGAGGCGGCUAACGUGGUGUGCAGGCGGCCUGGCCCGGUAGUCCCGGCGGUGGGUCGGCGUGAGGGGUCCUGGGGUUCUGGGCGGGGAUAAUGGCAUCUCGGGCAGGCCCGCGAGCGGCCGGUACCGACGGCAGCGACUUUCAGCACCGGGAGCGCGUCGCCAUGCACUACCAGAUGAGUGUGACUCUCAAGUAUGAAAUCAAGAAGCUGAUCUACGUGCAUCUGGUCAUAUGGCUGCUCCUGGUUGCCAAGAUGAGCGUGGGACACCUGAGGCUAUUGUCGCAUGAUCAGGUGGCCAUGCCCUAUCAGUGGGAAUACCCGUAUCUGCUGAGCAUUGUGCCCUCUCUCUUGGGCCUCCUCUCCUUCCCUCGAAACAACAUUAGCUACCUCGUGCUCUCCAUGAUCAGCAUGGGGCUCUUUUCCAUAGCUCCCCUCAUUUAUGGCAGCAUGGAGAUGUUCCCUGCUGCACAGCAGCUCUACCGCCAUGGAAAGGCUUACCGCUUCCUCUUUGGUUUUUCUGCCGUCUCUGUCAUGUACCUGGUGUUGGUGCUGGCAGUUCAAGUGCAUGCCUGGCAGUUAUACUACAGCAAGAAGCUCCUAGACUCUUGGUUCACCAGCACACAGGAGAAGAAGCGUAAAUGAAGCCUGCCUGAUGGACUCUUCUGUGGGGUGAAGCCUGGGCCUCCCACCGAAAAGAGUGAGAAGGUAGAGGAGCUGUUGUGAAAUUGUUGGUGAUUUUGGCAGCUAGUGCAAACUAGGCCCACAUUCUGGAAAGCCCCUCCUUUGCCAUCAGCUGAAGUGGCAAAACUAUAUUUAAUUUAUUCCUGGUUGGCUGGAACUGGGUGAUCAACAACUAUAAAACAAACUUCAGCUGGUUGAACUUGAGGCCCUUCAGGGUUUUUCUUUAAGACUGAACCUCAUCCUUGCCUCUUGGUCAUUCUCUCCACUUUUGUCCAUUACCCCUUAGCCAUCAAGACUGAAGGAGUUAGGGAAUAAAUCAAAUUCUACUUUAAUCUGUAGGUGGUGGGGCAGAAACAUUUGGGAGGUUCCCCCUGCAGUCUGUUGUCUCCACUGCAAAGCAUUUUAUUUAAAAAGAACUUCAAUAAAGUUACAACUGCCUUCUCCA